AUAGCACCACCGCCAAGACAUGACUCCAGAGCCGCACGUGGGUGAACACAGCUCCGGGCGCAUUGUCCGAAACAUCUGGCCACGGCCUUUAUUCUACGAGGCCGUGGAUCGCAUUCGUGGGCAAACGCCAAUACACGAAGCCCACUUAUUCUGCCUGCGCUAUCUGCUCCCCUGUGCGGUCGAGGUCAUUCCGCGGUCUCUCCUGUCGUAUUUGCCGUGGCGCCUUUCGGCCGACACUCAGUCAUUGGCCAGAAAGAGUCUUCGGAGUUACGCUGCGCGGCCUACGCUCUGAAACAGUUUGUCGCCGGCACCGGUGAUCAGACCAACAUCAUGAGCUUUAUGUCGGAAAAAGUGCUACUGUUUUGGGAUUGGCGGUGGUUGACGACAGCCGUAGUGUUCCUGCUGUCUUAUGUCGUGGUGCGAUUCUACCACAAAGUGUUCAAGUACCCGAAAGGCCCCUUCCCACUGCCUAUUGUGGGAAAUCUACUGACUCUCCGCAACAUUAAUGAGCUUUACGAGGCGACCGAAGCUUGGGCCCGGAAAUACGGGGAUCCGAUCACGCUGUGGAUGGGGGAGAAGCCGAUGGUUGUGCUCAACACACAAACACUGGUGAAAGAAGCGUUCAUCGAAAAGAGGCACGAUUUCGCUGGGCGUCUGCCCACCAAAAUGGGUGAACUCCAGACGCUAGGUAACCACGACAUCAUCUUCGAGGAUUAUAACCCAAGAUGGAAAGCGCUGAGGAAGGUGGCGCUGACUGCAGUACGAAAAUACGCUGUCAGCGAAUCUCUGGACACACUCUGCUGCCAGGUGGUGGACGCUUACGUGGAUUCUCUCAAGGAAGGACCCAAUGUAGUGGACUCAAAGGUUCCCUUUGAGUACAUGAUCUACAACAUCAUCGGAAUCUCUGUCUACGGAGCAAAGUUCGACAGAGAGAGCCCAGAGUUGGAAGAGCUACAGGCCAUUAACAGAGAAUUCUUCAAAGUAGCCCCCAAUGGUCUUCCCAGUGACAUCGUACCAUGGUUGGGUCUACUUUACCGGGCGCGCGAGCGCAAGAUUGAGCUCCUUUUUAAGAAAGGCUGGAAAAUACUGGACGACCUCUACAAGCGAGCUUCCAAAUCGUACGUUCCCGGCAAAAUCGACAACUUCACUCACUCUAUGUUGGCAGCAAGAGAAGAAGCCAUUGAGCAGGAAAAGAAUGACGCCCAAUAUCUAACCGAAGCUAAUAUGGUUCAGAUCCUAACGGACAUAUGGGGUGCUGGUACGGGAACUUCGAUGGCGCAGCUAGAGUGGCUAUGUCUGACCAUGACGAGGAAGCCAGAGAUACAGGAAAAGAUGAAGAAGGAAAUAGAAAACAACCUGGGACAAGAUCGCCCCAAGCUCCAAGACAGGGAAAAACUUCCCUACACACAGGCCUGCAUCUUGGAGUCCUUGCGCAUGUACCCCAACGCUCCACUUGGCAUCCCACAUAGCACAUCGUGCGACACAGAAGUCGGGGGAAAGUUCGUUCCCAAGGACACUGGCAUCCUCUACAACAUCUACGCCAUUAACCACGACCCAAACCUGUGGGAUGACCCCGAGGCUUUCAGACCGGAACGGUUCCUGGACCCUGUCACGGGCAAGAUCAAACAGGAACUACUGCCGCAGCUGAUGACUUUUGGCCUGGGCCCCAGGACGUGUCCCGGCGAGAAGUUGGCGCACGUGGACAUGUUCUACGUUCUUGUUCGCUUCAUGCAGCGAGUCGAGAUCAGUGCUCCGGAAGGAAAAGCGAACACCGCCAUAGCGCCGCUUGGUUCCAGCCUGUUUUUGAUUCCAGGAGAACAGGACGUUGUGCUGACUCGGAAGGACUAGAUCGAUAAAACAUAAACAGCGGGAAGUGUACAUUCGGCUAUAUGUAAGUCGCUGACAGAUUAAAAGCACUAUUACGUCCAUGUUUUUUUGCUUCGCGAUUUGUUCUUGGGGUCCUUGCUAACUAAUAUAACCGUCUUUUUGGCUUUAAUGCGAUAAUAAGUUUGUUCGGGUCUUGCCACGCCUUGUGAGUUUGUUGAGUGCUAUCAGCGACGUUAAAAACACUUCUCUCGCAUUUUUUAACGUUUUUUAUGACCAUGACAUGCUGAAGGUGUACGAGUACGAUGUGUCAAUAUAGAAGAUUAUACAGAACGCUGCGUUCCUGAAUAAUCUGGCAGUCGCCCAGUUGUUCUGCUACCAUUCCUCAUCCAGUUUAGCAGUCACCUUGU
Messenger RNA from Ixodes scapularis (black-legged tick), 2234 nucleotides. Its product is annotated as cytochrome P450 1A1. Gene Ontology annotation, molecular function: monooxygenase activity; heme binding; oxidoreductase activity, acting on paired donors, with incorporation or reduction of molecular oxygen. Bases 331 to 1848 code for a protein of 505 amino acids. The record is from RefSeq and is a predicted model, not a curated record. The transcript has 10 exons. NCBI's taxonomy places the organism in Eukaryota, Metazoa, Arthropoda, Arachnida, Ixodida, Ixodidae.